Messenger RNA from Carassius gibelio (silver crucian carp), 3362 nucleotides. RefSeq names its product broad substrate specificity ATP-binding cassette transporter ABCG2-like. The record is from RefSeq and is a predicted model, not a curated record. Gene Ontology annotation, cellular component: plasma membrane. Gene Ontology annotation, molecular function: ABC-type transporter activity; ATP hydrolysis activity; ATP binding. The transcript has 16 exons. The coding region runs from base 98 to 2056 and encodes 652 amino acids. NCBI's taxonomy places the organism in Eukaryota, Metazoa, Chordata, Actinopteri, Cypriniformes, Cyprinidae.
GCUCACACACUCUCGAAACGCUCACACACUCGCACCUUCCAUAACACACACAUACUGUGGAUUAGCUCUGCUUCAGAUUCUGUUCGUCAGGGUUGUGAUGGCAGACACGGCUGUUCAGAUGACUGGAGAUCUAAACAACAAUCAGUCCAGGACACCGGUGUCCACCAGAAUGUCCUUCUCAUCGCCCAGACGAGGAGCGACCGUGAGCUUCCACAACAUCAACUACAGCGUGAAGAUGAAGAGCGGCUUCCUGUGCAAGAGGAAGGUCACGAAGAAGAACAUCCUCAUCGAGCUCAAUGGUAUCAUGAGGCCAGGACUGAAUGCCAUAUUAGGACCCACCGGGAGCGGGAAAUCAUCGUUUCUGGACGUUCUGGCCGCUCGUAAGGAUCCUGCUGGUCUUUCUGGAGAGGUUCUUAUAGACGGAGCUCCACAGCCUCCAAACUUCAAAUGUCUGUCUGGAUACGUAGUGCAGGAUGACGUGGUCAUGGGGACACUGACCGUUCGGGAGAAUCUGCGUUUCUCAGCAGCUUUAAGGCUCCCGAAGUCGAUUCGUCAGCAAGAAAAAGAUGAGAAGAUUGAGAAACUAAUUCAGGAGCUGGGAUUGAGCAAAGUGGCCGAUUCACGGGUGGGCACACAGCUGAUUCGUGGUGUUUCAGGUGGAGAGAGGAAGAGGACAAGCAUCGGCAUGGAGCUGAUCAUUGAUCCACCGGUGCUUUUCCUGGACGAGCCGACCACCGGCCUGGACGCCAGUACAGCCAACUCUGUCCUCAUGCUGCUCAAGAAAAUGGCGAACAGCGGUCGCACCAUCAUCCUGUCCAUCCAUCAGCCGCGGUACUCCAUCUACCGGCUGUUCGACAGCCUCACACUGCUAUUGGGAGGAAGACUGGUGUAUCACGGCCCGGCUCAAGAUGCCCUGGACUACUUCAGCCAUAUCGGAUACAUCUGUGAACCUCAUAACAAUCCUGCUGAUUUCUUCCUGGAUGUCAUCAAUGGAGAAUCCACCGCCGUCGCUCUCAACAGGUUAUACGACGAUGAGGAACUGGACGAGGAGCAGCUGAGAUCAUCUCUGAAGGGCAUCGAGGACCGUUUGGUGGAUGAAUACAAGAACAGCGCCAGCUACAAACAGACCAAAAGCGAGAUGGAGCAAAUUGUUCAGGGACGGGACUACAGCAAACGACCCAAAUCCAGAACCAUCACCUACAGCACAUCCUUCUGCCACCAGUUCAACUGGGUUCUCAAAAGAACCUUCAAGGACCUCAUGUUGAACCCACAGACCUCAUUAGUCCAGAUCGGAGUGAUGAUUUUCAUGGCUCUGGUUGUUGGAGCCAUAUUUUUUGGAGUGAAGGAUAAUAUGAGUGGCAUUCAGAACAGGAUGGGUGCACUCUUCUUCAUCACCUCAAAUCAGUGCUUCACUUCUAUGUCCUCAGCUGAACUGUUUAUCACAGAGAGGAAACUGUUUGUGCACGAGUACAUCAGUGGAUACUACAGAGUCUCGGUGUACUUCUUGUCUAAGGUCCUGUCUGACAUCCUGACUCUGCGCACCAUCCCGUCCAUCAUCUUCAGCUGUGUCGUGUACUGGAUGAUCGGUCUGAAGGCAACGGCCGAGGCGUUCUUCAUCUUUCUCUUCUCCAUCGUUCUGGUGUCUUACACAGCCACCUCCAUGACUCUAGCCAUCUCCGCUGAUCAGACGGUGGUGGGCAUCGCUACCAUCGUCAUUAACAUGAUAUUUGUGUUCAUGAUGAUCUUCUCGGGGCUGCUGGUGAAUCUCCCCAGUGUUGCUGACUGGUUGAACUGGUUGAAGUAUCUCAGUAUUCCUCGCUAUGGUCUUGUUGCUGUGGAAAUCAAUGAGUUCACUGGCCUCACCCUGUGUGACAUGAAGAACACAAGUGGCCUAGAAAUACAAGUCUGCACGAAAGGUGAGGACUUUCUGAGUGAACAGGGCAUCCAUUACUCAACCUGGGAUUUGUGGCAGAAUCAUUUGGCUCUGGGAAUCAUGACCCUCAUCUUCCUCAUCAUCGCUUACCUCAAACUGCGCUUCAUCAAGAAAUUCACCUAAACACAAGCUAAUGUUCUUCCAAAUCUCAAAGUCAUAUCAAACAACAAAUACAGAGUUCUGGCAUGAAACUCUAGAUGGCGCAGUCCGAUAGGUCUAACUCAAUCUGACCUAAUGACAUCAUUAUCACAUGGCACAGCUGAUUGGUUCUCUCCUAUAUCUGUAGCCCAUUAGCUCACUGCUCAACAUUCAAUAAAUGACUAGUGCUUGCCGUAGCAAUUACAGCUUCAGAAAUCCUCCACCUUCCCCAGCUCCACCUGUAUAGAUCUGCUAGGGGUUGAUUAAUGUAUUAAUCUACAGAAUUCCUGUAGUUUAUUCCAGCCUGAAGAGACCAGAGAUAAGCUGACAUCCAAUUAAUAAGAGAAUAAUGAAGUAGUUUCUGUGUUCAUCCCCAUGAAUGAAAUGUUUUAUUGGUUUGUUUUAUUUGAUUUCUGAAUGUGUUACUUAGCUGAACAUGGACUAAUCUAGAUGUUGCUAUGAGCUUAAAGGAGCAUUGCGUAGGUUCUGAAAUUUCUAACCGUUAGAGGAACUGCAGCCAGUCUCAUGCUCUUUCUCAGUGCGCACGCUCGUACGAACACGACCACAUCAACCAGGGUUGCUGCAGCAACCACUGACGCCGGUCGCUCUCUCUUUUUGCCAAACUAGGUUUUUAUUUUAUUUUUUUUUACUUACGAGGAGUGUCCGUUGGUGUCUGAAUUGUGCUGCCGGAGGCUGAUCGCUUCUUUCCAUCCACAGAGUCCAUCUGAAAACACUAUUACCGCUGCUUACUAUAAUGGCUGGCGCCGUACGGUUGUAAGCCCGAAUAGACGAGAACGUGCAUGACGUCACAUUUUGUGAAUUUUCGCGCCAAUUCGGGCCCGACUCCUACACACACAAUUGAGCCUACAGGCUGAUAGAGGCAACCGUGCUGGACAGUCGAGGUGUCAUUCUUUUUUUACAUAAUGGUUGGCUCAUACAUGUACAAAUGAAAACUCUAUCUUAAAGAUUUUUUUAAAGUAAAAACCUCCACAUAGCUCCUUUAAAUGACACUUCAUUAUGAAUAUAUGACUGAUCAAAUUGAAUGCCUUGGUGCUUGAUUUUAGUAUUCUGGGUUUUUUUUUUUUUUUUUUUUUUUGCGAUUGACUGUACCUCCAAAAAAAAAAAAAAAAAAAAAAAAAAGGUUUACAAAAGGUUGUUUAAAAAAACUAGAAUUUUGGAUAAAACAUGAUGUGAGCUUAAUGGGAACAGGGGUGUGCUUGUUUAUACCCAUUAAGCACAGCCAGACUUUUUGCAUUUAAUAAUGUAUAUCUGAAUCAAAAUGUUUUUGUCA